UCCCUCCCGCGGGCGGCGCCAUCUUGCGCCCGCUCGAUGAAUGAACGCGUGAGUGAGUGAGUGCAUCCGGUUCAGCCUGCCGCUGCCUCGUCGACACGACAGCCAUGGAGGCGCGCCUGGGCUGGUGCCUCGUCCUCCUCUCGCUGUGCCUCGGAGGGGUCCGGUCCGCCCCGGAGCUGCUCAACGAGGAGGUGAAGCGGACGGUGGACCUAGGCACGCACCUGGCCAAAGUCAGCACGGAGCUGAGCCUGGCCAACCCUUCCUCCUCAACGCCGGCCUCCUCCUUCCUCCUGGCCCUGGACCCGGGCCUCGAGAGUCACCUGGCCUACCUGUCCGUGCAGGUGAAAGGUGAGGAAGAGGAGGAGAACAUUUUGGAAGUGAAGGAUGCAAAAGGAAAAGGGAUAAGUGGCAAAUUCUUCACUGUAAAAUUGCCAUCUCCCUUGGCUCCAGGUGCAAAAAUCCGCUUAUCUAUUGAAACAGUUUUUACCCAUGUCCUGCAGCCUUAUCCAACGCAUAUCACCCAGGCUGAGAAGCAGUUUGUUGUUUUUGAGGGUAAUCAUUACUUUUACUCUCCAUAUCUGACCAAGACCCAAACGACCCGUAUAAAACUAGCCUCACGAAAUGUGGAAAGUUACACCAAACUGGGCAAUCCCAGCCGGUCAGAGGACAUGAUUGAAUAUGGACCAUUCAAGGAUAUCCCACCAUACAGUGAGGACCUGCUUAAAGUGCACUAUGAAAAUAAUAGUCCCUUCCUGACUAUCACUAGCAUGACUCGGGUCAUUGAAGUUUCUCACUGGGGUAAUAUUGCAGUAGAAGAGACCAUUGACUUAAAGCAUACAGGAGCUGUGCUCAAGGGCCCUUUCUCUAGAUACGACUACCAAAGACAGCCAGACAGUGGAAUAUCCUCUGUGAAAUCUUUUAAGACUAUCCUGCCUGCUGCCGCUCAAGAUGUAUACUACAGAGAUGAAAUUGGCAACAUAUCCACCAGUCACCUUCUCAUCUUGGAUGACUCUGUGGAAAUGGAGAUUCGCCCCCGUUUCCCCCUUUUUGGUGGUUGGAAGACACACUAUAUCAUCGGUUAUAACCUGCCUAGUUAUGAGUAUCUUUUUAAUCUUGGUGAUCAAUAUGCCUUGAAGAUGAGAUUUGUUGAUCAUGUAUUCGAUGAACAAGUUACAGACUCUCUAACAGUAAAGAUAAUCCUUCCAGAAGGUGCCAAGAAUAUCCAUGUGGACAGUCCAUAUGAAAUCAGUCGGGCCUCUGAUGAGCUGCAUUAUACUUAUUUGGAUACAUUUGGUCGCCCAGUCAUUGUGGCACACAAGAACAACCUUGUUGAGCAGCACAUCCAAGAUAUUGUGGUCCAUUAUACCUUUAACAAGGUGCUGAUGUUGCAAGAACCUCUGCUGGUCGUCGGAGCCUUCUAUAUCCUAUUCUUUACUGUGAUUCUCUAUGUGAGGCUGGACUUCUCUAUCACUAAGGAUCCAGCAGCAGAAGCUAGAAUGAAAGUGGCCUGUAUUACAGAACAGGUUCUCACUGGAGUAAAUAAGAGAUUAUGCCUUUACCGACUUUUUGAUGAAGCUGUGAAUAAGUACAAACAGACACGGGAUAUUUCCACCUUAAAUAGUGGCAAAAAGUCUCUGGAGACUGAACAUAAGACCUUAACCAAUGAAAUAGCCUCAUUGCAGUCUAAGCUGAAGACUGAAGGCUCUGAUCUGUGUGACAAAGUGAGUGAAAUCCAGAAACUUGAUAAUCAAGUCAAGGAACUGGUUCUAAAAUCUUCUGUGGAAGCGGAACGGUUGGUGGUCGGCAAGCUCAAGAAGGAUACAUAUAUAGAAAAUGAGAAGAUCCAUUCUCAGAAGCGUCUGGAGCUGAUUAGCAAAAUCGACAACAUACUUGAUGCCCUAUAAGUUAGAAGUCAAAAGGUUGAUGGAAAGGGGAGAAAGGUGGUUGUAAAGACAUACUGAGCCACACUAAAUUGGGAACUGGGGUGAGGAAAAUGUGUAUGCCAUAGAGAAUUGGAACAAGGAAGAAUUUAUUUUAAGCUGUCUUCAAAAUUUAGCAUUCAUUUUUAAGGGCCUGUUUGCUCCAUGACACCUGAAAUCUGGGAUAGAUGUGCUGUUCCAUGCUUUGGGUUUACUAUAGUUUGAAGUGUCAGUAACAUGACUUCAAAAUCUUUUGGAAAAUGCCCUAAUGAUCAGUAUAGGCAGGUGCACACAGGCCUUCUAUUGGCACUGAAUGUCUCGGAAUCAAUAUCUGGUUAUGUACAAAUUUGUACUAGCAACUGCUUUUUUUGUCCGCCACCUUUGAAUUUAUACUCAUGUAUUUUGGAAAUUGGAAUGACUAAGUAACUUGAACAAAAGAUUUUUUUUACUGUUUGUUACACAGAUUGAGUUUCUGAUACCUGAAUCUUCUGAGCCUGUUGAAAUUACAGCUUCAGGUAAAAUCCAGUGCAAGUGAGAGAAUGAGUGAGUCCUUGCUUAUAAGCCUGUACUUUUUUACGAUGUUUUUUCUUUGGGAGAUUAAAAACCCACAAAACUUUGUAGGAAAGCUCAAACUGAAAUAAAGGCUCAUGGAUAUUCUA
Molecule: messenger RNA, 2578 nt
Organism: Anolis carolinensis (green anole)
Lineage: Eukaryota; Metazoa; Chordata; Lepidosauria; Squamata; Anolidae
Gene: rpn1
Product: ribophorin I
Exons: 10
Coding region: 105-1904 (599 amino acids)
Cellular component (GO): oligosaccharyltransferase complex; membrane
Source: RefSeq, a predicted model, not a curated record